Molecule: messenger RNA, 3836 nt
Organism: Chelonoidis abingdonii (Abingdon island giant tortoise)
Lineage: Eukaryota; Metazoa; Chordata; Testudines; Testudinidae
Source: RefSeq, a predicted model, not a curated record
UCAGGUAUUUUUAGUUCUCUGAACACUGGGGCUGCAAGGCAGAAUUCCUUUUGAAAUAAUCAUCUCUGAAUAGAAGAUGAAAAUGUGGCUCUUAAUCAGUCAUCUUGUUACAGUGUGUUUCGUCUUCUGCCUGGCAGAGGAUGGAAAAGGAUAUGGCCCAGUUUUUGAGGAGCAACCCAUUGAUACCAUCUACCCUGAGGAAUCUACAGAUGGACAAGUUUCAAUGAACUGCAGAGCUCGAGCAAUCCCUUUUCCAACUUACAAGUGGAAACUAAAUAACUGGGAUAUUGAUUUAACAAAGGAUCGCUACAGUAUCGUGGGAGGUAGACUUCUUAUCAAUAACCCAGAGAAAUCAAAGGAUGCUGGGAAAUAUGUUUGUAUAGCAUCAAAUAUCUUUGGAACUGUCCGAAGCACUGAAGCUACUCUAAGUUUUGGAUAUCUUGAUACGUUUCCACCCGAGGAACGCUAUGAGGUGAAAGUACGGGAGGGUGUUGGAGCAGUGCUUCUUUGCGACCCUCCUUACCAUUCCCCAGAUGAUCUCAGUUAUCGCUGGCUUCUAAAUGAGUUCCCAGUAUUCAUUACUUUGGACAAACGGCGAUUUGUGUCACAGACAAAUGGCAAUCUCUACAUUGCAAAUGUAGAAGCAUCAGAUAGAGGCAAUUAUUCAUGUUUUGUGUCCAGUCCUUCAAUCACAAAGAGUGUAUUCAGCAAAUUCAUUCCACUUAUUCCCCAGGCAGUAGACCGAUCUAAAGUAUAUCCAGCUGAUAUCAAGGUUAAGUUCAAGGAUACAUAUGCGCUCCUGGGGCAAAAUGUGACACUGGAAUGUUUUGCACUUGGGAACCCUGUUCCAGAGAUUAGAUGGAAUAAGUAUCUUGAACCCAUGCCAGCAACUGCUGAGAUAAGCAUGUCUGGUGCAGUUCUCAAGAUCUUAAAUAUUCAGUUUGAAGAUGAAGGAACUUAUGAAUGUGAAGCUGAAAACUAUAAAGGAAAAGAUAAACAUCAGGCAAGAGUUUAUGUUCAAGCAUAUCCAGAAUGGGUAGAACAUAUCAAUGACACAGAGAGAGACAUAGGCAGUGAUUUAUACUGGCCUUGUGUAGCCACAGGCAAGCCUACUCCAACAAUCAGGUGGUUGAAAAAUGGAGUAUCGUUCCGGAGAGGUGAAUUAAGAAUACAAAGCCUGACUGUCGAGGAUGCCGGCAUGUAUCAGUGUAUAGCAGAAAAUGUACAUGGAAUUAUAUACGCAAAUGCUGAGCUGAAGGUUGUGGCUUCACCUCCUAAUUUUGAACUGAACCCAAUGAAGAAGAAGAUCUUGGCUGCUAAAGGAGGCCGUGUAAUAAUUGAAUGCAAGCCUAAAGCUGCUCCUAAACCAAAAUUCUCAUGGAGCAAAGGAACAGAACUGCUCGUAAAUGGGAGCAGGAUAUCUAUUUGGGAUGAUGGUAGCCUGGAAAUUGUUAAUAUCACAAAGCUGGAUCAAGGCAGCUACACAUGUUUUGCAGAAAAUAACCGAGGAAAAGCUAACAGUACUGGUACUCUAGAAAUCACAGAAGCUACAAAGAUUACCUUAGCACCAACUAAUGUUGAUGUCACAGUUGGAGAGAAUGCCACCAUGCAGUGUAUUGCGUCCUAUGAUACCACGUUAGAUCUGACAUUUAUUUGGUCUCUAAAUGGCUACAUGAUAGAUUUUGAAAAAGAACAUGAUCAUUACGAAAGAAGUGUUAUGAUAAAGAACAAUGGUGAAAUGCGUAUUAAAAAUGUACAGCUGCAGCAUGCUGGAAGAUACACGUGCACAGCACAGACAAUUGUUGACAACUCCUCAGCUUCAGCUGACCUUAUUGUAAGAGGUCCUCCAGGUCCCCCUGGGGGGUUGAGAAUAGAAGAUAUUAAAGACACUUCUGUAACACUUACUUGGAGUCGUGGGACAGACAAUCAUAGCCCUAUUUCAAAGUACACUAUCCAGUCAAAGACUUUUCUUUCUGAGGAGUGGAAAGAUGCCAAAACAGAUCCCCCAAACGUUGAAGGAAAUAUGGAGACAGCAAAGGUGAUUGAUUUAAUCCCAUGGAUGGAGUAUGAAUUCCGGAUAACAGCAAUGAAUACUUUGGGGACAGGAGAACCUAGUAUGCCAUCACAAAGAAUUAGAACAGAAGGAGCUGCUCCUAAUGUGGCUCCUUCUGAUGUUGGAGGAGGGGGUGGAAGUAACCGAGAGCUGACAAUAACAUGGAUGCCUUUGUCAAGAGAGUACCACUUUGGCAAGAAUUUUGGUUACAUAGUAGCCUUUAAACCAUUUGGUGAAAAGGAAUGGAGAAGAGUUACAGUUACCAAUCCUGAUGUUGGCCGAUACGUGCACAAAGAUGACUCUCUGCCCCCCUCAACAAAGUUUCAAGUAAAAGUGAAAGCAUUUAACAACAAAGGGGAUGGACCGUUCAGCCUUGUUGCCAUCAUUUAUUCAGCACAAGAUGCUCCUACUGAACAGCCUAGAAAUGUGAAUGUAAAAGUCUUAUCAUCUUCUGAAAUCUCCGUUUCCUGGGAGCAUGUUUUUGAGCAAUCUGUUGAAGGAUAUCAGAUUCGUUACUGGACUGUUCAUGACAAAGAAGCCGCUGCGCAGCGGGUGCUAGUGAGCAGUCAGGACUACUCAACCAGACUGGAAAAUUUGAAACCUAGUACCCGGUACCAUGUAGAUGUUUCCGCCUACAAUAGUGCAGGAUAUGGACCACCCAGUGUUGCUGCUGAUAUCAUUACAAGAAAAGCACCUCCAAGCCAACGUCCCAGAAUUAUCAGUACAGUCAGGUCUGGUUCAAGGUACAUCAUCACCUGGGACCAUGUCACGCCAAAGUCAAAUGAAUCUGCUGUUCAAGGAUACAAAGUGCUGUAUAGACCAGAUGGCCAGCAUGAGGGCACAUUGUAUUCAACUGGCACACAUUCAAUAGAGUUGCCAGUCCCCAGAGAUGGUGAAUAUAUUGUUGAGGUUCGAGCACACAGUGAAGGAGGAGAUGGAGAAGUAGCUCAAAUAAAAAUUUCAGGUGCUGCUGGAGUAUCACCUGGUCUUCUUGGCUUAUUGCUGACUGCCAUUGGUGUCCUUGCCUACUUAGAAUUCUGAAUGUCUCCGGAUUUAUCUUGUCCUCAGCCCAGUUUAAAGGACACCCUUCAAACCUGUGAGGACUACUAUUCAUUUUGACUCCUGGCACCAUCUUAAGCCAAAUAAAUUACACUUUAAAAAAUUACUCUACUGAUUUACUAUGAACUUUGAGGACUGAGGCAUCCAGGAACUCCUCCAUCAAGCGAAUCAACUUUUGAAAGGAUAAGAAAUGAUUUUUAACUUGUUCCGAUAUGCCUUAUAAAACACUUAUGCUGAUUUGUGACAGUUGCAUGAUUUGGUCCAAUGGGCAAGUUACAGUGUUAAAAUCCAAUAACAUAGGCUGUACAGUGAAAGUAAAAUCACCAUACAUAGGUGCUUUAACUUGAAUAACAAAUUGUGAAAUAUAAUAGAGAUUGAAAUGUUGAUUGUGUGUGGUAAAUAUAAGAGUAAUUAUGUCUGUCUGUAUGCUAUAUGUUUUGUGUACUGCAUAUUUUUGAAUGGCCCUACUAUCAUUUAUGAGAUUUCAGGUUUUUAGGGAUACAGUCAAAGCAAAAACAUUGAAUUCAUUUUUAGAGCUUUUUUUCUUGAAGCAAUUGAGUAUACUUUGGAAGCAUUUGAAACUAGGUUUCAUUACAAGGAAUUUUUAUUUUUAGGUGCAUUUGGGGAGUUUAAUUUUGAAUAUUACCAACAAAAUUGAAUUAUAAGGAUUUUCCAGCCCUUUACUUCCUAUAACGCAAUAUUUAAAAAAAAAAAAAAAUCUCCU